AUGGCUUCAAGCGGGAUUCGCAUGGGUCUAGUCCUGGUCCUUAUGGCCAUAAUAAGUGGUGGAGCUAUGGCUCAAUCAAGCUGCUCUAAUGCUAUCAUGAGCCUAAGCCCAUGCCUGAACUACAUUACAGGAAAUUCGACAGGUCCAUCAUCUUCCUGCUGCUCACAGCUAGGCAAUGUUGUCCAAACAUCACCACUAUGCCUUUGCUCACUACUUAAUAAUACUGGUGCCUCAUUAGGUAUCACCAUAAACCGGACCCUUGCUCUGAAUCUCCCUGGAGCUUGUAAGGUGCAAACUCCACCGAUCAACCAGUGCAAAGCUGCCACUGCACCCUCAGCUUCAGCAAGUCCACCAGUAACCUCACCAGCCAGUUCACCGGCAGAUUCACCUGAUCAAACACCUGAACCAGAUAUUACUCCAUCAGCGUCAGACAUUCCUUCAGCUUCAGGAACUGGAAAUGGGUCUAAAACAGUCCCAUCAACAACCGGAACAUCUGAUGGAACUGCUAACAGUCCGGCAGCUCUGCCAGCAAGUCCUCCAGUCCUGAGUCCUCCAGCAGAUUCUUCAGAUGCAACACCUGAAAGUCCCACUACCCUAUCUACACCAGGCAUUCCAGCAGGAAGUGGGUCUAAGACAGUCCCAACAUCAACAGGCACAUCAGAUGCAAGUAUCAUGAGACUGCAACUUCAUCUCGCUGUGCACUAUAAAGCCGGCGUACAGCUUGGUUUUAGCCCAACAUCAGCAUUUGAUUUAUAUGUUAUAGAUUCUGCAAUGAAAAGCAAUGCAAAGCUGAACAAACCAGAGAGAGACACUUAG
This is a messenger RNA of Dovyalis caffra, 816 nucleotides long. NCBI's taxonomy places the organism in Eukaryota, Viridiplantae, Streptophyta, Magnoliopsida, Malpighiales, Salicaceae. The record is from the annotation of a GenBank genome assembly.